AUGGAUACUAUUCAAUUAUUAGAACAAUUAUCGAAUGAUGCACAAAAACAUAAAAUAAUUAAACGACAAGAUAGUUUAGUAGAUUCAUAUUCAUCGGAAUUAUUCAAUGACAAAAGUAUAUCAAGUUAUGAUGAAUUAAAAUAUCAACAACAAUCAUUAUUCGAUAAAGAAAUUAUUUCGAAAUCUAUUUCUUCAUCUCAUGAACUAAUUUCAUCUGUUGUUGUUGUUGUUGAUGAAAUUCAACCAAACAAAGCAUUUGAAAAUAUAACACGUAUUGUUGAAUCAAUCGCUAAUAAAGAAUAUAUCGAAGAAAUGACAAUUGUGACUAAUGCUAUUGAUAUAUUUCAAAGGAAAUUUUCUCGAAAUGAUAUUACAUUUUUAUUUAGCGAAUGCAUCACAAUAAAUAAGCCUCUCACGAAGGAACCGUUCUAA
This is a messenger RNA of Rotaria sordida, 432 nucleotides long. The record is from the annotation of a GenBank genome assembly. Lineage: Eukaryota; Metazoa; Rotifera; Eurotatoria; Philodinida; Philodinidae.